Molecule: messenger RNA, 2218 nt
Organism: Babjeviella inositovora NRRL Y-12698
Lineage: Eukaryota; Fungi; Ascomycota; Pichiomycetes; Serinales
Gene: SEC1
Product: Sec1p
Exons: 2
Coding region: 1-2064 (687 amino acids)
Biological process (GO): intracellular protein transport; vesicle-mediated transport
Cellular component (GO): secretory granule; plasma membrane
Molecular function (GO): syntaxin binding
Source: RefSeq, a predicted model, not a curated record
AUGGAGUCGCUCUUUGACCUACAACGUAACUACCUUCUUCUGGCGAUCACUUCUGUGCGUUCAGCCAAUGGCUACAAAUGCUACCUCGUACUAGAUGCCAAAACCGAGGGUCUCGUCUCGGCGCUUCUCUCCACCAACGAGUUACGCGAACACGUGUUUGCGGUCGAACGCGUGGACCAGCCCCGCGCGCUCAAUCUUACGUAUGAAGCGAUAUACAUUCUCGAUCCAAACGAGCUCUCGGUCAAUUGCUUGGUCACAGACUACAAGUACCAGCCGCUGCGCUACAAAUGCGGCCACGUGUUCUUGCUCCCAGGCGUGUCAGACGCAUUGCAGAGCAAGAUCCAUAACCAGGAGCGUGCGCAAAGCUAUCUCCAUGGCGUCGGUACGCUCCACUGGACGCUCCGCGCAUACGAGGCGCAGAUCUUCACGGUCCCCGACACCACGAAAGCGCUCCAGGUGUUUCACAACGAGAACUGUGUGGGGCUUGUGAGCCAGUACGUUUCCAGGUCGGUGGAAGCGUUGGUAAACUUGUGCGUGGUGACGGGUGAGUAUCCGCUCGUGCGCCACUACGCGCCCGCGGGCGCUACGCACAAGUCUGCGGUGUUGUGCCAGCUCAUCGCACGCGCAUUCCAGGAUGCGAUCGACACCUACGCACGUGCGACGCCCGACUUCCCGCCCGAGUCUGCGCGGGCGCGGGCACAGCUCAUCAUUGUUGACCGGUCCGUCGACUACUUUGCGCCGCUCCUCCAUGAAUUCACGUACCAGGCCAUGGUCCACGAUGUGGUACCGUUAGUGGAUGAGACCUACACGUACACCGACUCGGUCGGCAAGAAGAAGAAGUAUGUGUUGACCGACUCCGACGCACAAUGGCGCCAGUUGCGCCACCUCCACUUGCUCGACAGUGGCGCAAAGAUCAAGGCCAACAUGGCACGCUUUCUCCGCGAAAACCCCAACUUCUACGAGAAGCGCGACGCCGAUAAGGUCCGCAUUUCUGAGGUGGCGCAGCAAUUUCUCCAGAAGGACCGCGUGUUCGCGGAAGAGCGCGAAAUCUACCUUCACAGCAAGUUGAUCCAGGACUGUGGAGAGAUCAAUAAUGCGAGACGGUUGGCGGAGCUUGCGAUUGUUGAGCAGGACUGCGCCGCGUUUGGCGUGUCGCGCGAGGGUGACAAGCUCAAGCGCAUCAUCGACGACGCGUUACCGCUCCUCGCUGAUGCGUGCCCCACGCAUACCGACAAGUUUCGCACGAUCGCGGUGUACGCGUUGUACCGCGGUGGUUUGGUGCAUGCGGACUUUGAAAAGUUAUUCACGUUUGCGGGGUGCUGGAAGCCAGAGCAGUUUGCGGGUUUGUUCCGGAUCCUCGCAAACCUCGAGCUCCUCGGUGCCCAGGUCAUCAAGCCGGAUGUAAAGAGCAAGGGCUUCAAGAAACAAAUGUUCCACUACAUGGAAAACACUGACCCGUACGACUCGUCGCGCUUCCGCCCCGCGCUCGAGACCAUUGUUGCGCAGGCGUUGGCCAACCAGCUCGAUGAGGAGACGUUUCCAUACUUCAGGGACAAGCCCAUCGAGGAUGUUGCCGCCCCAGGUAUCGCCACGUUACGUCAGCACAAGGCUGUGUGGGCUAAGGGCUCGCAGUACCUGCCGCCGAAACAGCGUGUAUUCUACUUUGUGGCGGGUGGGGUAACUUUUUCGGAGAUGCGCUCGUGCUAUGACUUAUCUGCGAAGCUUGACAAGGAGAUAUACUUGGGCAGCAACGAAGUGCUUUCGCCGUUAAUGUACUUGGAGGCGCUUCGCGAGUUAUCUCUGGCGCGCGAGCGUUUGCAGUUACCGGUGGAUAAGGAAGUGGAUACAAGAGCACCGGAGUUUUUAGUCAAGCGAGGGGAUAAACCAAGGGCAGAUCCGAGAGCGGAGCCAAGGGCAGAUCCAAAGGCAGAGCCAAAGGCAGAGCCAAGGGUGAGGGUUCAGUCACUUAAGGCAACAUCACUUUCUCCAACCCCGUCACCGCAGCUGGGGAAAGAAGAAAAAGAGGAUAAGAAGCGGUCGCGGUUUAAGAAGCUUUUUAAGUAGCGAGUACAUAGCACGAAUAAUGCUAUGCUUAGACACUAUAAUUACAUAUCGGUAACGCUAUAAUUAUAGCGAGGGCGUAACAAGUGAGGACAUAGCACGAGCGAAGUUGAUCCUUGACCCAAAGGCGUUUGAAUAGCGUAAAAUUAAUAAGGAG